GAGCUGAUGGAGGUGCCCGAGGCCCUGUGCCACCUUCCCCGUCUGGCUUACCUCUACCUGGGCCGCAACGGGCUGCAAGGGCUGCCGCCCGCCUUCUCCUGCCUCCAGAGCCUGCGCUGCCUCUGGCUGGAGGGUAACUUCCUCUCCCACUUCCCCCGGGCCCUCCUGCGCCUGCCCGACCUCCACAGCCUCCAGCUGGGUGACAACCGUCUGACUCGCCUGCCUGCUGGGCUGCCCAGCAUGGCCGGCCUGCGAGGGCUCUGGCUCUACGGGAAUCGUUUUGAGGAGUUUCCCCCCGUCCUGUUGCGUAUGGUUCAUCUCCGUGUCCUCGACCUGGACCGCAACCGCAUCGCUCGCUUUCCCGACCUGGUCUGCCUUUCUGCCCUGCGCCUCCUCUCCUACGACCAUAACCCCGUCCGGCAGCCACCCUCCAUCGGCGAUGCCGUUCGGCUGGUGGGUGACGGGGCACAGGAGUUUAUGGAGGCACGGCAGGAACGCCUGCAGAGCCUCCAGCACCAGGAGGAGGACGAGGAGGAGGAAGGGGAAAGCACCGAGGCCCCACCGGCAGCCCCCGGGGAUAGCUCACCACUGCUGGAAAAUGGAGAAGGCAGCUUUGUAGCUCUACCGGGCUCCCCGGAGGAAACAUGA
Mesitornis unicolor (brown roatelo) is the source of this 648-nucleotide messenger RNA. RefSeq names its product leucine rich repeat containing 10B (gene LRRC10B). The record is from RefSeq and is a predicted model, not a curated record. The transcript has a single exon. Gene Ontology annotation, molecular function: protein binding. The annotation marks the transcript as partial. NCBI's taxonomy places the organism in Eukaryota, Metazoa, Chordata, Aves, Mesitornithiformes, Mesitornithidae.